Dissoconium aciculare CBS 342.82 is the source of this 2922-nucleotide messenger RNA. Its product is annotated as putative ABC transporter. Gene Ontology annotation, molecular function: ABC-type transporter activity; long-chain fatty acid transmembrane transporter activity; ATP hydrolysis activity. The record is from RefSeq and is a predicted model, not a curated record. Bases 188 to 2665 code for a protein of 825 amino acids. Lineage: Eukaryota; Fungi; Ascomycota; Dothideomycetes; Mycosphaerellales; Dissoconiaceae. Gene Ontology annotation, cellular component: peroxisomal membrane. The transcript is spliced from 2 exons. Gene Ontology annotation, biological process: long-chain fatty acid import into peroxisome; very long-chain fatty acid catabolic process; fatty acid beta-oxidation.
ACAUGUCUCCUUGGCGCAAUAGUUCCUCUCUCGACUGAGCUGUGGUGCAUGCAUACCUUCAUCCUUCACGACAACAAACCUCUCGGUGAGGACUCGAAGCGACGAUUACCCUAUCCCGACGCGGUCCAGAUGCGCGGCGAAGGAACCUGCGUGCCGCGGUGAUACCCUCUCCAUCUCCGCCGUCGCCAUGGCGAACCAAUCUACACUACGUGAGAAGCCCACGGAUCGCUUCUCACAACUUCUCGACCAAUUCUACGAACGUAUCAUAGCUCGCCUACAGGCUCUUCAGAAUCGCAGUCCGCUGAGCAAGCAGACCAACCAGCUCAUUGCGACACUCGCCUUAUCCUUGACGAUAAUCGCAGGUGGAUAUGGCGGCUACAGAAUCUAUCGCGCUCGGCAGAAGGAGGCGGACUUGGGAAAACGUCUGGUUCGGAGGAAUAGUGGUGUGAAGCGGAAGGAUGGUGCAAGGACGCUAUACGUGCCAUAUAAAGACAAAGCCAGUCGUGUCACUAUUCACCCGACAAAACCAACAACCUUUGACGCUCACCGACGCCUCUUUCUCCAACCUUUCAAAGAACGAGGUGCCAAGGGCUCCGAAUAUGGAGCACCACCGCCAAACAUCAAGCCUGGUCUCAACAUUGCCUUUCUCCAUCAAUUCAUGAGCAUUAUGAAGAUUGCUAUCCCCAGAUUGGGAUGCAAAGAGUCUGGUCUGCUCGCAACACAUGCCAUUUUCCUGCUUUUGCGCACAUAUCUCUCUCUGGUCACAGCACGGCUAGAUGGUGAGAUUGUCCGGGAUCUUGUCGCUGGUAAUGGUCGUGCUUUCCUGCUCGGCUUGACGAAAUGGCUAUCGGUUGGUGCGGUUGGCAGUUACACAAACGCCAUGAUCAAGUUCUUGCAAGCCAAGAUCAGCAUUGCUUUCCGAACCCGCCUUACAAGAUAUAUCCACGAUCUGUACCUCAGCCCAACCAUGGCAUACUACAAGAUGCACACUUUGGACGGUAGCAUUGGGCAAGGAGCCGAUCAAUUCAUCACCCAGGAUCUGACCCUUUUCUGUGACGAAGCUGCAGCUCUCUACUCGAGUCUGGGUAAACCUUUGGUGGAUGUGGCCACAUUCAACUACCAACUAUGGGUGUCACUGGGUCCGCUAGCACUAGGUACUUUGUUGGCGAACUACUUCGCCACCGCUACUCUGCUCAGAAAGGUCAGCCCGCCCUUUGGCAAGCUGAAGGCUGCCGAGGCUCGCAAAGAAGGUGAAUUCCGUGCCCUACACGCUCGUCUGAUCGCCAACGCCGAGGAAGUUGCAUUCUACGCUGGUGGCCCGACCGAGCACGUUCUCCUCGACCAAGGCUUCAAGUCUCUGCGAAGAUGGAUGGAAGGUAUCUACCGAGUACGCGUGGGUUACAACAUGCUCGAGGAUUUCGUCCUCAAGUACACGUGGUCCGCAUUUGGCUACGUCGUAACUGCUGUUCCUGUUUUCCUGCCCGGCAUGGGCCUGGCGCCGGAGCCCAGCUCCUCUCGCCGCGCGGAUGCCGAUCUUGACGACCGGCCUAACCACGACCGAAGUGGAGACCGCACGAAACAAUUCAUUACCAACAAGCGACUCAUGUUGAACCUUGCCGAUGCCGGAAGCCGCAUGAUGUACUCUAUCAAGGAUCUCUCUGAGCUUGCUGGCCACACUAGCCGUGUCUUCCACUUGCUCAGUACACUCCACCGCGUCCACGCCAAUCACUACCCGGCGCCUCGUAAUGGUCAGUACCCCGAGCUUUUCAGCCAGGCCGAUGUUACCGGAACACUUCACAAAGGCUACGACGGUGUCCGAUUAGAAGACGUUCCAAUCGUCGCACCUGCGCCAUUCCCAAUGGGUGGUGAGGAGCUUAUCGACAACCUGUCCUUCGUUGUUAGCCCUGGCGAGCACCUCCUCAUUACAGGUCCUAAUGGUGCUGGUAAAUCCGCCGUCGCCCGUAUUGUCGCAGGUCUCUGGCCCACCUACCGCGGUCUGACAUCCCGCCCGAGGACUACUGGCCAAGAUGGUAUCAUGUUCCUCCCGCAGCGAGUGUACCUGAGCCCAGGCACGCUGCGUGACCAGGUCAUCUACCCCCACACCGAAAUGGACAUGAAAGACGCCGGACGCCGCGAGAGCGAACUCCAAGCCAUUUUGGAGCAGAGCAAACUUGGCUACAUCCCCGAGCGUGAAGGUGGCUGGGACACGCGAAAGAUGUGGAAGGAUGUCCUCUCUGGUGGCGAGAAGCAGCGUAUGGGUAUCGCUCGUCUGUUAUACCACGAGCCUCGAUACGCCUUCAUCGAUGAAGGCACUUCCGCCGUGUCGUCUGACGUCGAGGGUAUCCUCUACGAGACCGCCAAAGCCAAAGGCAUCACUCUCAUCACCAUCUCCACUCGCGCCUCGCUCAAACGCUACCACAACUACACCCUCACGCUGGGCCUCGGCGCCGAAGCCAACGGCUACGAGUUCGUACGCAUCGGUACCGCCAGCGAAAAGGACAGCGUCGCCCAGGAAAUCGCCGAGCUAAAGAGUAAGCUCGCACAGGUCGACACCUGGACCCAGCGCCGUAAGGAUAUCGAGGCUGAGCUCGGCAAGGUUUGGGUCAGCGGUGGUGACAAGAAGGAAGAGAAAGUCGAGUUGGCGGCCCCGGAGUACCAGACUUGAGAGGAAGAGAGGAUCUUUUGAGAGGUCGAGGUGUGUGUGAAUGAAUGAUAGGCUUCUCAGGGGAGAGGAGAUGUCGUGCGAAGGCGAUGAAUGUCAAAUUCGCCCUCGUUGUGGCAUUUUACUUCACGAAUUUGAUCUGUAUAUGACGUGACUGGCGAGCCAAGAUUUUAUAUACUUAUGUCCGGACUUUAUGAAUAAGGACCCUUGGUAUUGAUAUCAUCAGAUACAUGUACUACUCGUUUUCUCAAGACUUCACG